AUGAAAAGGCUCCCCAAAGAAAGCAAGAAACACUGCAAAGAAAACUUUUGUUUUUGCACAGCACCUGUCGCCGACUUCAGUCCGGCGGCCUUCCAGACGGCUAGCACCCAGGGCCCAAUUCCCGGUGUUUUCGCUGAUGAAUCCGCCGUUUUCGGCUUCGAUACACAAGUCAAACAACACAAUACCGAUAUAAAUGGCGCUUUUACGGCCGAGCACAUGAUAAACAGAACUAAUCCAACUGCCCUUGCUGUAGCUAUCCCCCACCCCAAGUAUAUAUCCUACCCUUCUAGAAAAUCAAUCCGCUAG
Bursaphelenchus xylophilus (pine wood nematode) is the source of this 306-nucleotide messenger RNA. Lineage: Eukaryota; Metazoa; Nematoda; Chromadorea; Rhabditida; Aphelenchoididae. The record is from the annotation of a GenBank genome assembly.